Messenger RNA from Colletotrichum spaethianum, 1020 nucleotides. RefSeq names its product ATPase get3. The transcript has 2 exons. Lineage: Eukaryota; Fungi; Ascomycota; Sordariomycetes; Glomerellales; Glomerellaceae. The coding region runs from base 1 to 1020 and encodes 339 amino acids. Gene Ontology annotation, molecular function: ATP binding; ATP hydrolysis activity. Gene Ontology annotation, biological process: post-translational protein targeting to endoplasmic reticulum membrane. The record is from RefSeq and is a predicted model, not a curated record. Gene Ontology annotation, cellular component: GET complex.
AUGGCCGCCAUCAUCGACGCUGACGAUGUGAUGGAGCCCACCCUCCAGUCCAUCCUCGACCAGAAGUCGCUGCGCUGGAUCUUCGUCGGUGGUAAGGGUGGUGUCGGAAAGACGACCACCUCGUGCUCUCUCGCCAUCCAACUCGCCAAGGCUCGCAAGUCGGUCCUCCUCAUCUCGACCGACCCGGCGCACAACCUGUCCGAUGCCUUCAACCAGAAGUUCGGCAAGGAGGCCCGCCUCAUUGACGGCUUCACCAACCUCAGCGCCAUGGAGAUCGACCCCAACGGCAGCAUGCAGGACCUGCUCGCGGGCCAGAACGAGGAGGUGGAUGCCAUGAGCGGUGGUCUUGGCGGCAUGAUGCAGGACCUCGCCUUUGCUAUCCCCGGUAUCGAUGAAGCCAUGUCUUUCGCCGAGGUCCUCAAGCAAGUAAAGUCCAUGUCCUACGAGACGAUCAUCUUCGACACCGCCCCGACGGGCCACACGCUUCGCUUCCUCUCCUUCCCCAGCGUCCUCGAGAAGGCCCUGGCCAAGGUCUCCCAGCUGAGUUCGCAAUACGGGCCCCUCCUCAAUGGCUUUCUGGGCUCGGGCGGCCAGCUCCCCAACGGCCAGAACCUCAACGAGAUGAUGGAGAAGCUCGAGACGCUGCGCGAGACCAUCUCCGAGGUCAACAGCCAGUUCAAGGACGAGAACCUGACGACCUUUGUCUGCGUCUGCAUCCCCGAGUUCCUGUCGCUCUACGAGACGGAGCGCAUGAUCCAAGAGCUCGCCAACUACGGCAUUGACACCCACAGCAUCGUCGUCAACCAACUGCUCUUCCCCAAGAAGGGUAGCAACUGCGACCAGUGCAACGCCCGCCGCAAGAUGCAGAAGAAGUACCUCGAGCAGAUUGAGGAGCUGUACGACGAGUUCAACGUCGUCAAGAUGCCGCUGCUGGUCGAGGAGGUCCGUGGCAAGGAGAAGCUGGAGAAGUUCAGCGAGAUGCUUACGACGCCUUACGCCCCUCCCGAGAUGGACGCAUGA